AUGGGCAACCACGCGCUUAUCUACGGUGCUUCUGGUAUCUCAGGGUGGGCUAUUGUCAAUGCCAUCCUCAACGGAUAUCCUUCCAAAGAUGCUUUCUCAAGGGUCACAGCUAUGGUCAAUCGGCCACUAACACGUGAGAUGGCUCUCUGGCCUGAUGAUCCUAGACUUCAAAUUGUAUCUGGUGUUGAUCUAGUCAAAGGAACGCAGGAGGAGCUGGAGAAGCAAAUCAAAGAGAAGGUCAAGGACGUUGAAACUGUGACGCAAGUGUACUUCUAUUCAUACAAGCAGAUCGAUGAUCCCGACUCCGAGUGCAAGACCAACGAAGCCAUGCUCGAGCGCGCCGUAACUGCGAUCGACCAUCUUUCCUCCAAACUAUCAUUCGUACUCCUUCCCACGGGUACCAAAAUCUACGGCUGCCAGAUGCUGGACAAGUUUCCAUUCGCGAAUGAGCUACCACUCAAGGAGACACUGCCACCCAUUCCCGAGCCAUACCUUUCCCAGCUUUUUUACUACAAUCAGAUCGAUUGCCUGAAACGCAUCUCGAAAGGAAAGAACUGGAGUUGGUGUGAGGUUCGACCAGACAAUAUCAUUGGAUUUGUACCAAACAAUAAUGCGUACUGUCUUGCACAAACACUUGCAUUGUACCUCUCGUUGUAUCGAUCUAUCGAAGGCGAAGGCGCACAUUGUCCAUUUCCCGGAACUUCGAAGUCGUGGAUGAACAAGUACAAUGAGUCUCCGCAAGACAUGGUCGCGCACUUCUCUAUCCAUGCGUCUUUGAAUCCGGAGAAAACGGCAUCACAGAGCUUCAACGUGGGUGGCCAGGAAGACAGCUGGAGCAACAAAUGGGUAGUCAUCUGUAAUUACUUCGGUCUGAAGGGUUCUCCGCCUGGAGCGGACCCACCACAGCCUGGGGCGUACAUUGACGCGCAUAAGAAGGAGUGGGAAGAGCUGGAGAAGAAGUAUAAUCUCAAGAAGGGUAGCGUGGAUAGCGACAUCACGCAUCCAGGAUUCCAGUACUUCAUUAUGACUAUGUUCGACUUCGACCGCCAGAUGAGCAUGGAGGCUUCGCACAAGGUUGGGUAUACAGAGGAAAUUGGAACCAAGGAAACGUGGACGACUGCGUUCGAUCGCAUGAGGAAAGCGAAAGUUAUACCCUGA
Alternaria atra is the source of this 1158-nucleotide messenger RNA. RefSeq lists its product as uncharacterized. Bases 1 to 1158 code for a protein of 385 amino acids. Lineage: Eukaryota; Fungi; Ascomycota; Dothideomycetes; Pleosporales; Pleosporaceae. The record is from RefSeq and is a predicted model, not a curated record. The transcript is spliced from 3 exons.